Molecule: messenger RNA, 2495 nt
Organism: Thermothielavioides terrestris NRRL 8126
Lineage: Eukaryota; Fungi; Ascomycota; Sordariomycetes; Sordariales; Chaetomiaceae
Exons: 2
Coding region: 316-2403 (695 amino acids)
Biological process (GO): protein import into nucleus; ribosomal large subunit biogenesis
Source: RefSeq, a predicted model, not a curated record
CUUAUAGGUUAGGUUGGCAAAGAGUGGAUGACUCUGCAGGUCUCUACUUCGUCUAGUGCAUACAUACGGUAGUUACAUAUGCCCCGCCGAAAAUGUACUUGUCGGGGGUCUUUAGUUAAGGGUUUCGAAAAUGGCCGGUCAGGGAUGCCGUUUUUGGCGAGCCCAAACACUGGGACACACACUGUACACACAGCUGGGUGUAAUUUUUUUCUUCCCAUCCAGAAGUUUUCGGUUUUCAACGGCAUCGAGCCUGGGUGAGGUUCGACGGUGAAACCAUUCAUAUCAGAGCUGGGCAUACUGCGCCGCAAAAUAGUUAUGGGCAAAUCCCGGCGGAACAGGGUGCGGGGGAAUCGCACCAACCCCAUUGCGAAGCCAGUGAAACCACCGUCGGACCCAGAGCUCGCGAAGCUCCGCGAGAGCAAGAUCCUGCCGGUGCUAAAGGACCUGCAAAGCCCUGAGGCAAAGUCCAGGACGGCGGCUGCCGGUGCAAUUGCCAACAUUGUCCAGGAUGCCAAGUGCCGCAAGCUGCUCCUCCGAGAACAAGUGGUUCACAUCGUCUUGACCGAGACGUUGACCGACAGUAACAUCGACAGCCGUGCGGCCGGCUGGGAAAUCCUCAAGGUGCUGGCCCAGGAGGAGGAAGCAGACUUCUGCGUGCACCUGUAUAGGCUCGAUGUUCUGACGGCCGUUGAACAUGCUGCCAAGGCGGUCCUGGAAACACUCACUGCAACGGAGCCGGCCUUUCCCAAGCUGCUGAAAGCACAGCAACGCCUGGUAUGGGAAAUCACCAGCUCCUUGCUCACCCUGCUCGGCCUUCUAGCACUGGCCCGGGAAGAAAUUUUGAACGCCAUAGUCGCAAACCAGAUUCUGUUGCGGCUCCUCUUCCGGCUUGCCGCGACAGACAUCGCACCCCACGAUGUCUUUGAGGAAGCCCUGUCCUGUCUCACAACCUUGUCCGAGGACAACCUCCAGCUGGGGCAGGCUAUGAUCGCUGAUCAGGAGACGCACUGCUACGACGUGCUCCUGAAGCUCGCUACCGGAACUGGCUCGAAGGCCGUGCUUUCCUGCGGCGUCCUCCACAAUGUCUUCUCCUCACUGCAGUGGCUCGAUCACAGUCCAGGGAAAGAUGGGGCAUGCGAUGCCGUCUUAGUCCCUAGCUUGGCGCGAGCGCUGGAACAAAUCACGCCCGGCAGUGCGAGCACUAACGGCAGCUCCAGUCUGGGCGGGAUCGCCCAGGUCGCUCUGGAAAUAUUGGCGUCCAUCGGGACCGACUUCCAAGAGACGCUCGAGAAAGGCAACCGCGCGCCGGCCGGGCCCGCUAAAGCUGAGGAGGAGUGGAAUGGCUUUGAUGACGCAGACGCCAUGGAUGUUGAUCAGGGUCCCAAUGCCGACCAUGAAGAUGCAGAUGGGGAGGAUGGCGAAGGCGAGGAAGAGAACGGAGAAGAAGAAGGGGACGACGACUCGGUCAACUCCGACAUGGAAGCCGACAUGGCCCUGGUUACAGGCGGAGAGGGGUCCGGAGCGAGCGAUCUCGACGACCUGCCCACACUCCGCGAGCUGAUCCAGGUGGCCGUUCCCCAGCUGAUCCGACUAUCCAGCAUCCACACCGACAGCGAAGAGACGGUCGCAAUCCAGUCCCACGCCCUAUCCGCGCUCAACAACAUCGCCUGGACCAUCUCCUGCCUCGAGUUCGCCAACGGGGAGAACGCGCACAUCUUCGACGCCUGGUACCCAGUGGCCAAGAAGAUCUGGCGCAAGACGAUAGCGCCCAUCCUCGAGGCCGACAGCGCCGACCUCAAACUCGCGACGCAAGUGACCAGCCUCGCCUGGGCGCUCGCCCGCGUUCUGCAGGGCGAGACACCUUCAGACGCCGGCAACACCCAGCACCGGAAGUUCAUCUCGCUCUACCACGCCUCCAAGGGCCGGGCCGCGCCACAAUCCGAAGGAGAAGAAGGCGCACAAGAAGCACAGGACCCGUUCCAGGGCCUCGGCGUCAAGUGCAUCGGCGUGCUGGGCUCGCUGGCGCGCGACCCGGCGCCGCUCGAGGUGAACCGCGAGGUGGGCGUCUUCCUCGUGACGCUCCUCGCCGCCGCCGCUGCAAACGUUGACGGCGACGUCUCGCAACAAGAACAACAGCAGCAACAAAAGACACCGCCCGCCGACGUCGUCGAGGCGCUGAACCAGCUGUUCGACAUGUACGGCGACGAGGAGGCGCCGUGCGAUAAGGAGGUGUUCUGGAAGGACGGCUUCCUGAAGCACCUGGAGGAGUUCCUGCCCAAGAUGAAGGCGCUGACGAAGGGGAUCGACAAGAGGACGCAGGAGGAGCUGCGGACGAGGGCGGACGAGGCGCUGCUGAACCUUAGGAGGUUUGUGCAGUAUAAGAAGAAGCAUGCGCCGAGGUGAGGGAGGGCCGUGAGGACACUGGGUGUUUGGAGGGUUGUACUUUGCCAUCAUUCAUGAGAGACCCGCACUCUUGGGAGACUAGUUGCCGCGUC